Molecule: messenger RNA, 1425 nt
Organism: Xenia sp. Carnegie-2017
Lineage: Eukaryota; Metazoa; Cnidaria; Anthozoa; Malacalcyonacea; Xeniidae
Product: ras-related protein Rab-5C-like
Exons: 8
Coding region: 167-823 (218 amino acids)
Molecular function (GO): GTP binding; GTPase activity
Source: RefSeq, a predicted model, not a curated record
GGGAAGUAAAUUCGUAAAUACGUAUCGGCGUUGAAUUUUUGUUUGUGCAGCAUUUUAAAAGAAAAACUAGGUUUAUACCCCUUUUUUUUGCUCGUCAAUUCGGAAAAAGAUCUACUGUUACCAAAUACGAUAUUUUUGAAGUGUUGGAAUAUUGGCUGUAGUUAUAAUGGCUGGAAGGGGUCAACGAUCUAAUGGAUCUAAUGGACCAAAUCAGGGAAAAAUAUGUCAAUUCAAGUUGGUUUUACUGGGAGAGUCGGCUGUUGGGAAAUCUAGUCUUGUUCUGAGAUUUGUUAAAGGACAGUUCCAUGAAUUUCAAGAAAGCACAAUUGGCGCUGCUUUCCUUACUCAGACUGUCUGUCUAGAUGAUACAACUGUAAAAUUUGAAAUAUGGGAUACUGCAGGACAGGAAAGAUAUCAUAGUCUGGCUCCAAUGUAUUAUCGAGGUGCUCAAGCUGCAAUAGUUGUUUAUGAUAUUACCAAUACUGAUACAUUUACCCGAGCAAAAACCUGGGUUAAAGAAUUACAGCGACAAGCCAGUCCCAACAUUGUCAUAGCGUUGGCAGGGAACAAAGCAGAUCUAUCAAAUAAGAGAGUUGUUGAAUAUGAGGAUGCCCAAAGUUAUGCGGAUGAUAAUGGACUUUUGUUUAUGGAAACAUCAGCAAAAACUGCAAUGAAUGUUAAUGAGAUAUUUCUGGCUAUUGCGAAAAAAUUACCCAAGACGGACCCAAAUGCAGGUGGUCAAGGUGCCGGACAACAAAGCCCAAGAGGGAAUGUUAACCUUCAGGAGAGGAACCAGGGAGGAUCAGGGGGGUGCUGUAAAUAGUACGUAUAGUAUUGAGGAAUGAAGUUUUGGGAUCCUACUUGACUAAUUACUAAUAACAUAACGUAGCACUUAUGUACCCAUACACUACUGCAAUGGCUGUGGUGACGUCAUCAUUUGUUUCGUAAUUUAAUGGUGUUGACGUAUUUGUGAGGCAGAAUGACGUCAUCACUAUGAGUGAGGACUUGUCCUCUGUAAAAUUAAAUACUUAUGUAAUCUGUCUGUGAUGUUUACGAGGCUUUUUAUAUUGUUCUUCGAGAUCCUUAGUGAUAAAACUGAAUUAUUUCAUAAAUGUACGUCGUAAAUUGGUUAGAAAAAUAGUUCUUUUUUGUUGGAUUAACGUCUCCCAAAAAGCCGGUUUGUAAUCUCCAGUUUUCGGUACAUGCAUAAACAUGAACACGAAUUUCCAUUUUGCAAUUUUGUUUUGUAGAAAAUUUGUGGGUAAUUUAGUUAAAAUGACUUUGAAUCUUUGUCCAUUCUAGAGAUUACAAGCCCAAAUAAUUGCUUUUUACAAACUUUAUUGUCUUCCAAAAAUUUUCUUAAUAGAAAACUCUCUGAUUGUUAGUUACAUGUAGAAUCGUCAUAAAAUUAUCUUUACUAUGUCA